AUGCAAAUUAUUAUUAUUGCUGAUGUUUACAAUAAUCGACUCUUUUGCUAUUUUCACUCUUGUCAGGGUGUGAUGGUGGACAUGAGGCAGAAGGACAACUACGUGGGUGAUGAAGCGCAGUCGAAACGCGGCAUCCUGACGCUGAAGUACCCCAUCGAGCAUGGCAUCGUGACGAACUGGGACGACAUGUAG
This is a messenger RNA of Protopolystoma xenopodis, 192 nucleotides long. Lineage: Eukaryota; Metazoa; Platyhelminthes; Monogenea; Polystomatidea; Polystomatidae. The record is from the annotation of a GenBank genome assembly.